GUUUGAGCUAACUGUAUUGAAUCUAUUAAAAAUCAAAUCUAAUUUGUAUGUUACAAUUAAUGUAACUCAGCAGAAGGAGUCCAAGUGCAAUUGUUAAAUAAUUGAAUUGAAAUUGUCAGUGGGAUAUAGCUCACUUAGUUGAGCUAUUCCACAUCUAUUUAUGUGAGUAGAAAUUUGAAAAUCGCAGACACCUAUGAAUAUUUGUGUAAAACUCCCUACUCAAAUAAUUGAAUUGAAAUUUGAUACGGAGUGCUAUCCUAUGAAUAUUUGUUUUGGAUUUUGAAAAUAAACAAUAAAAAAUUAAAAAGACAUGAAAAAAAAAAUUGUGAUUAAUACACAUGUGAUUAUUUAGGAAAUUUAUCCAUUUAUUAAUCCCAAAAAAAAAAAAUCAAAAUAGAAAACUCCCUAGUUCGAAUUUAAUUGAGGUUGCUAACUCGCUAUAAAAAAGGAAAGAUUUUACUUGGGCUGAUACUAGAGUUUUCUGUUUUAGCCCAAUUAAGUUUUUGGUUUGUCAAAUAUCAAAACCCAGCCACCCUUUAAACUCCCUUUUCCCUCCACAAACUCCACCCUAUCACCAAACUUCCCGAAAUCAAAAUCAUCAUCCUCUUCCUCUCUUCUUCCCCACAAGAACACCACAAGAACCCAAAAACAGAAACAAAAAAAACCCAAGAAUUCCCACCAAGAAUCUGAAAAACCCAUCUCCAAAGAUGCUCAAGGCAGUAGGUCUCUUUGGCCGGAAGAAGACAACUCGUCAAUUCAAAGACUUCUACGCCGAAUGGUUCAACACCCUCAAGAACACGCUCCUCCCUUCUCUCCGAAGCUCAAUGUCCGAGUCAGACUCGUCCCUCACUCGGCUCUCGACUCAGAUGGAAGCCCUCCACCUCCACUUCCAGUCCUACUACGACGCCCUCGACCUCGCCGCCCAGAACGACGUCGCUCAGCUCCUCUGCCCCACCUGGCGCAACCCUCUCGAGAAGCCCUUCCUCUUCCUCGGCGACUUCCAUCCCUACCUCUUCACCAACCUCCUCCGCUCCUUCCUCACCCAAAACGACACCGACUCGGACAACGAAAACGACGGCGACAGCAUGGUAGUUCAGUGCGACAGAGGAGACAGGGACCGCUUCGACCGGCCCUGGCACAUCGCGACGGCGUGGAGGAGGCCGUCGUACAAUUUGAUGGAGAGGGUCGAGCAGGUGGAGCGCGGGCUGCGGCUUAUGGUGCCGGCGCUGGCGGCGCGUGCUAGGGACGCGCAGGUCGGGUUCUUGGAGCGCGUGGCGAGGAAUUGGGCUUUUGGGACCCACAAGGCGGCGGUGGAGGAGGCGAUGGCGGAGCAGAAUGAGGAGAUGGUGGGGGUUUUUGUGGACGCCAAUAGGCUGAGGAAGAGUGUUCUUGUGGAGAUUAUGGGUGCAACUAGCGUUUUCCAGGGUGCUCUGUUUCUUGAAGGGUUGGCCCAAUUUCUUGUUGGGUUCAGAGAUCCUGAACUGCUUGCUCAGUUUGAGCUCUGCAAGACGCCUCUCAGCAAGCAGAGUAAGUUGUUGGCGAUUUGAUUGGGUUUUCUGCAAUGUUCUUGCAUAUCUUGACGCCUUUGGAGUAAUUCAAGUUUUUGUUUUUUGAAUGGUUUGAUUUAGCAGCAUUAUGUGCUCUGUGUAUUUUUCUGAUUUGGUGCUGAUUUUGUUAUCUGCCAUGCUUAUCAGAGAAGGCUUAAAGUAUGAUUUGAUUUGCACAAGAUGUAGAGAUUGGAACUUGGUGAAUGUUGUUGUUUUGAA
Molecule: messenger RNA, 1766 nt
Organism: Prunus persica (peach)
Lineage: Eukaryota; Viridiplantae; Streptophyta; Magnoliopsida; Rosales; Rosaceae
Product: protein INAPERTURATE POLLEN1
Exons: 2
Coding region: 708-1547 (279 amino acids)
Biological process (GO): DNA-templated transcription
Molecular function (GO): sequence-specific DNA binding
Source: RefSeq, a predicted model, not a curated record